This is a messenger RNA of Rotaria sp. Silwood1, 2976 nucleotides long. NCBI's taxonomy places the organism in Eukaryota, Metazoa, Rotifera, Eurotatoria, Philodinida, Philodinidae. The record is from the annotation of a GenBank genome assembly.
AUGGUUACAAAUAAAUCAUAUCAAGCAUCUAAUUCUGAAAUUGAUUCUAUUCGUCAACGUCCAGCAUCACAUAAAUCGAGUGUACCAUCAGAUUCAAUUCCAAGUAUUGCAUAUACUGAUGAAAUAACACUUAAACGACAUCUUAAUUUAUGGUCUGGAGUAUGUUUUAUUGUUGGUAUUACGAUUGGUUCAGGUAUAUUUGUUUCGCCUAAAGGUGUUUUAAAAUAUACUGAAUCAGUUGGUUUAUGUUUAACAAUUUGGGUAGUAAGUGGACUUGUUGCUCUACUUGGUGCACUUUGUUUUGCAGAAAUUGGUACUGUAAUACCAAGAAGUGGAGCAGAACUUGCUUAUAUGAAAGAAGGUAUCGGUUCUGUUCAUGAGCGAACUGGUGACAUAUUAGCAUAUCUAUUCAAUUGGACAAAUACACUUAUUCUUAAACCAGCAAGUGCAGCUGUUCUUACAAUGACUUUUGCUGAAUAUUUUCUAUCUGGUAUUAUGGAUUCUUGUGGUCCACCAGAUGAACUUGUCAAAAUCACAUCGAUCUUUACACUUCGUAUUGUAUCGGCAGCUAAUCGAUUAAAUAUUAUGUUUGUAAUAUGUAAAGUAGUAACAAUUUUAACAGUUAUUGUAGUUGGUAUUGUACGAAUUGCACAAGGACAUACAGAAUAUUUACAAAAUGGAUUUGAUGGUACAACAAUAAAACCAUUAAGUAUUGCACUUGCUUUUUAUGCUGGUUUAUGGGCAUAUGAUGGAUGGAAUUGUUUAAAUUCAAUCACAGAAGAAUUAAAAAAUCCACAGAGAAAUCUAUGGUUAUCAAUAGUAUUAGCAUUACCAUCUGUUAUUAUUCUUUAUCUUCUUACAAAUAUUUCUUAUUUUACUGUAAUGAAUAAAGCAGUUUUACUUAGUUCAAAUGCUGUUGCUGUUACAUGGGGUGAAUUUGUAUUAGGACGAAUUGCAGGACAUGCUCUACCUAUACUUAUAUCAAUAAGUGCAUUAGGAAGUGCUAAUGGAUCAUUAUUUUCAAGUGCUCGUUAUUGUAUGGUUGGUGCUCAAUAUGGAUAUUUACCAGAAAUUUUUUCAUAUAUUCAAAAAACACGAUUAACACCAUUGCCUAGUAUUGUUCUUCAAGGAGUUAUAUCAAUAAUAUUUUGUAUUCCAAGUAAUAUCGAUGGAUUGAUUGAUAUUUUUAGUUUUUCUGCAUGGAUUUUUUAUGGUUUAACAUUUGUAGCAACACUUUGUUGUAAAUUUACAAUGAAAAAAGCUAAACGAGUAAUUAGUGUUCCUAUACCACUUAUUAUUCUUAUUAUUCUUAUAUCAAUUUAUUUGGUUAUUGCACCUGUUAUUGUUAAUCCAUGUAUGGAAUUUCUUAUAGCUUCAUUUCUCAUUCUUUUUGGUAUGGUAUUUUAUUAUCCAUUUGUAUACUAUCGAGUAGAAUUAGAAUGCAUUAAAAAAAUGACAAAAUUUUUUGAAGAUUUUUUCGAUAUGAAAAUAGCAAUAAUAACUAUGUCAUUGAAUUCAUCUAGGACUGAUAUUGAUUCUAUUCAUCGUCGUCAAAGUAAUUCAUCUAUAAUUCAAAAACGACAUUUAACAAAUGAAAUAUUCAAUAAACAAGAUUCAUUAAAUGAUGUCUUAUCAACAGAUGAUAUAGCACUUAAAAGACAUUUAGGUCUAUUUUCAGGAGUUUGUUUUAUUGUUGGCAUGAUUAUUGGUUCGGGUAUAUUUGUAUCACCUAAAGGUGUUUUACGUGGAACACAAUCAAUUGGUUUAUGUUUAAUUAUUUGGAUUGCAUCUGGUCUUGUUUCUUUACUUGGUGCAUUAUGUUAUGCAGAAAUCGGUGCUGUUAUACCAAGAAAUGGUGCAGAAAUAGCUUAUAUGAAAGAAGGUAUUGGUUCAAUACAUGAACGAAUUGGUGAAAUAUUAGCAUAUCUAUUCAAUUGGACAAGUACACUUAUUCUCAAACCUGCAAGUAUAGCUGUUCUUACACUUACAUUUUCACAAUACUUUUUAUCUGGUAUUUUUAUAGAUUGUGAUCCACCAGAAGAACUUGUUAAAAUAACAGCUGUUUUUGCUAUUCUAACAACUAUUGUAACAGUUAUCAUAGUUGGUAUUGUAAGAAUGGCACAAGGAUAUACACAAAAUUUACAAAAUGGAUUUGAAGGUACAACAACAAAACCCUUAAGUGUUGCACUUGCUUUUUAUUCUGGUCUAUGGGCAUAUGAUGGAUGGAAUGGUUUAAAUUCUAUAACAGAAGAAUUAAAAAAUCCUGAAAGAAAUCUAUGGUUAUCAAUAGUAUUAGCAUUACCAUCUAUUAUUAUUCUUUAUCUUCUUACAAAUAUUUCUUAUUUUACUGUAAUGAGCAAAGUAGAAUUGCUUAGUUCAAAUGCUGUUGCUGUAACAUGGGGUGAAGUUGCAAUAGGUCCUGUUGUACGUGCUCUACCUAUACUUAUAUCAAUAAGUGCAUUAGGUAGUGGUAAUGGAGCAUUAUUUUCAAGUGCUCGUUAUUGUAUGGUUGGUGCUCAAUAUGGAUAUUUACCUGAAAUAUUUGCUUGUAUUCAUAAACAACGAUUAACACCAGUACCUGGUAUUGUUCUUGAGGGUCUUAUUGCUAUAGCUUUAUGUAUGCCAAGUAACAUCGAAGGACUUAUUGAUUUUUUUAGUUUUGCUGCAUGGAUUUUUUAUGGUGUAACAUUUUUAGCAACACUUUUCUGUAAAUUUACAAUGAAAAAAGCUAAACGAGUAAUAAAUGUUCCAAUACCAUUAAUUAUUAUUAUUAUUCUUAUUGCAAUCUAUUUGGUAUUUGCACCUGUUAUUGCUGAUCCAAAUAUUGGAUUUCUUAUAGCUUCUCUUAUUAUUCUUUUUGGUUUAAUAUUUUAUUAUCCAUUUGUUUAUCGUAAAAUAGAAGUAAAUAUUAUAAAAAGAAUUAAUCAAUUUUUAAUAACAUUCUUUCAAUUACAAAUAGCACAAGUGAAUCUUUAA